Messenger RNA from Schistosoma curassoni, 1214 nucleotides. Lineage: Eukaryota; Metazoa; Platyhelminthes; Trematoda; Strigeidida; Schistosomatidae. The record is from the annotation of a GenBank genome assembly.
GAUAUUUCAAGGACGGAGCGCCACAUUCAACAUUCCUACAUACCUAGACGACUUGCUUAAAACCUGUUGAAUAUUACGGGGCCUGACAAAAGUCGUUCGACCCACUAUUAGUUUUUAACUGUAAACAGUAAAUUUACUUCAUUAGCGAUAUGAAUCUUUUUGGGCGUAAGAAGGACCCAAAAGCUCAGUUAAAUGAAAUGACUUCUGUCUUGAAGAGACAGAAAUAUCCUCUUCAGAGAGACAUUCAGACCCAUCUGCGACAGCAGAAACAACUAGAAAUGGCUAUUAGGAAAUGUGCUAAGGAAUCUGACGUCCCUUCCGCCAAAGUUUACGCAAAAGAAUAUGCGGAAUCUAAAAAAGCUGUUGCUCGUUUAUAUCUUGCAUUAUCGCAAAUUGAUUGUGUGGCUAUGGAAUUGCGUCAUAUGGCUUCAAUGAAUAAACUAACCAGUGGUAUGCAAAAAAGUACAACAGUCAUGAAUGCUAUGUCGUCUUUAGUGAAAUUACCUGAACUUCAAUCCACAAUGCAAAAUUUAAGUAAAGAAAUGAUGAAAGCUGGUAUCAUGGAAGAAAUGAUCAGUGACACUUUCGAACCAAUCGGUUCUGUCGAAAAUACAGAUGAUUUUGUGUCUGCUGAAAUUGAUAAAGUUUUAUGGGAUCUGACGGCUGGUCAGUUAGGUAAAGCUCCGGAGCCCGCAUACGAUCCAUUCUCAGUUUCUAAAGCACAAACUGAACUCUCCGUUUUAUCAGUUCAGGAUGAUGGUGAAACAGAAAUGGAUGCACGUUUGGCUGCCCUUCGCAGUUGAAUAUUUUUUUGCCAAUCUUUAACAUCACAUGGGCUUUCUAGUUAUAAAAUAACUUGAGUUUAUUUUACACUGUACAGAAAAACAGUAAUAUUCAUGAUUCUAUUCUUUGUAUCCACGAGACAAGCUGUUGCUUAAUUUUAUUUGUACCUCAGGUUUCCAACUAAAUAUCAACAAUAUCUCAAGCUCGCAAUAUUUUUUUCAUUAUAGAGGUGGAAAGAUUGAGGUUUUUUGCACAUGUCUAUAUCUAAAGUAACUCAGACUUUACUUUUAUUUCCGUGUUUUUCCGUACUAAAAAAGCCAAUCAGUUUCAGUAUAACAUUGCUCUUAUUUUAUAGUAAUAUUAAUUUGUGCACAUACCUUGGUAAUUAAUUACUUAUAUUUGAUUCCCAAUAAGAAUAUUCUUAUGGAAAA